Molecule: messenger RNA, 1463 nt
Organism: Colletotrichum acutatum
Lineage: Eukaryota; Fungi; Ascomycota; Sordariomycetes; Glomerellales; Glomerellaceae
Product: malate/L-lactate dehydrogenase
Exons: 1
Coding region: 208-1278 (356 amino acids)
Molecular function (GO): oxidoreductase activity
Source: RefSeq, a predicted model, not a curated record
CUACUCUCUUCCUCGCGACGCCAUUCACUUGCCUUGGUAUAUCAAGAGAGGCCAUGCUAGGUUCGAAAAUCGUGCCUCGUAUCCAAUCAACCCUGUAGCCAUUCAUACGACAGAUGUUGCCGUGCAAUACUCCACAUCAUCUACUAACCUUGCACGUCACGUCUUCCGCAAUUCUGCGCCUCAAAUUCCGCACGGCCAUUCAGCGAGAUGGCCGACGAGUCCCAAAAGAUACCAGUGGCCGCUUCGGAGGCCCGCCGUCUGGUUGAAGACAUCCUCAAAGGCAAUGGCGUUCCCGAAGAAAACUCAAAGAUUGUCGCCCGGUGCCUCGUCGCUGCCGACCUUCGCGGUGUCGACACCCACGGCAUGAACCGCAUUCCUUCCUACAUGGAGCGCGUCCGCCAGGGUGUGCUCAAUGCCACAGCUCAGCCCGAGCUGAAGCAAGUCACGCCCGUUGUGGCGCACGUCGACGGCAAAAACGGCUUCGGCUUCGUCGCGGCAGAGAUGGGUAUGGCAGCUGCCAUCGAGUCUGCCAAGACUUUCGGCAUCGGCAUGGCAAGUGUGUCGCAUUCCAAUCACUUUGGCAUGAGUGCGUGGGUGGUGCAGCAGGCUCUCGAUGCGGACAUGAUGAGCCUGGUCUUCACCAACUCAAGUCCUGCGCUCCCGGCGUGGGGUGGACAGAGCAAGCUCAUGGGUGUUUCCCCGAUUGCUUGUGGUGCGCCGGGGAAGGACAAGCCUUUCAUCCUGGACAUGGCCCCGUCAGUUGCGGCCAGGGGCAAGAUCUACAAGGCCAAGAGACGCGGCGAAAAGAUUCCUCUAGACUGGGCGCUAGAUGCUGAGGGACGUCCUACGGAUGAUCCCACUGCAGCAUUAGGAGGUGUCAUGCUGCCGAUGGGUGGUCCCAAGGGUUCGGCAUUGGCCAUCAUGAUGGAUGUGUUUUCUGGUGUCUUCUCAGGGUCUGCUUUCGCAGGUCACGUCACUAACCCGUACGACCCUUCAAAACCAGCGGAUGUCGGUCACUUCCUAGUCGCCAUCAAGCCAGACCUCUUCAUGAGUCUCGACGACUUCCGCGACAGGAUGGACUACCUGUAUCAACGUGUUAUUGGAUCAGACAAGGCGGCAGGAGUAGAUAGGAUAUACUUUCCGGGUGAGAUUGAGCAGUUGCAACAGCUGGAUCGGGAAAAGACGGGCAUACCCUUGGUACAGGCCGAGAUUGAUGCUCUCAACGAGGAGGCAACAAGAGUUGGCGCCAAGCCUUUGGUAACCCAGGUAGCUGCAUGAAUAUAUGGCUUUACGCGACUCUUGGGAAAGCAUGCCAUAUGUUCCAUCGAAUCGUUGGCCUCCAUAUAACGGGGUCUUGCAAGGUUUUUUGUUAGUUUUUCUUUUUGUCAUGGCUUCCAAUCGGAAUGGAACUGGUUGGUGAUUCAUGGAAGUUUCUCUUUGACCUUAAGAGAUAUUGAGAUGGC